AGAGACCCGUCGUCUGGGCUCCCGUGCGCUCGCUCGCGGAAUCUCCACUCCCGGUGCACGCGCCUCCUCCCGCAAGAGGCAAGGAAGACUCGGCCAGGCACCGUGACUCGAGGGGGGAGCGUGCGCGCCCCUCGGAGCCACCCUGAGCCUCCUUGGCUGAGAGAGCACGCUUGGCCGCCCCGCCCUGGGGGGCAGCCGGGCGCCGGGCCGAUCGGCGGCGCACCGCCGCCCGCGGGCGGGAGCGCCCUGAGGGCCAGCGGGGGCUGCGCGCCCGCUCCGGGAGGUGGCCAAGGAGACAUGCUCCGCAAGCUGCUCCCGGGCCGCGGCGGCGGUGGGCCGCCCGGGGGCGCGGAGGCCAGCUCGCGGGAGGAGGCCGAGGCGGCGCUGGCGGCCUGGGAGGCGGCGCUGGGGUCCGGCGGGGAGGCCAGCAGCGAGCCCCUGGAGAAGGCGCUGUCCGCGGUGCUGGCGGUGCCGCCCGAGGCCCGUGAGCCGCUGGAGGGCGCGCUGCGGCGGCUGGCGGAGCGCCUUCCCGCGGCACUCGCCGCACCCUCGGAGGAGGCCGAGGGCGGCUCCCGGGACACCCUCCAGGCCGCCCUGUCGAUCCUGAGGCUCGGCCGCUCCGACUCCGCGGAGCUGGCCUCCGCGCUCGCGGCGGUCGUGCUCGCGACGCGGCGGAGCGAGGCGCUGGAGGACGCGUCUGCGGAGGCGGCGGCCUGCGCCGCCGCCCGGGACGACGCCGCCGCCUGCCCGGCGGUGCGGCUGGCGGCGGCGCUGCAGGGCGCGCGCGCGCUUGCGGGGGCGCGGGGGCUCUGCGAGGGCGCGCUGCGGUCGCGGGGGGAGCGCCUCGAGGCGGCGGCUGCCUCGCUGGAGGCGCCGCGGCUCGCGGCGCAGCGGCGGCGGGAGGAGGCGGCGCUGCGCCGCGCGGAGCUCGAGGCGGAGCUGGAGUCCUUGAACACCCCGGCACAGGGCAGCCCAGUGGCCGCGGAGGACCCUGGCGUGGCGCUCGAGGCGGAGGUGGAGCGGCUCGCGGCGCUGCGCCAGCAGCUCCUCGCGGAGCUAGACGAGGUGUCCCUCCGGCACGGCGACGCGGCCGCGCGGCAGCGGGCGCACAUGACGCAGGUGGACGGCUGGCGCCUCGACCGGGAGAGGGCGCUCGCUGCCACGAGGGGCUCCGAGAAGGAGGUCCUCGCGGAGCUCGGCUCGCUGGAGCGGCAGGCCGAGGCCUGCGACGCGCUCGCGACGAGGCUUGCGGAGGUGGUCGAGGUGCAGCGGGGGGCGCUGGACGAGCACGCGCCCGCGCUGGGCGGCGCCGGGGACGACGUCCGCUCCGCGGCGGCCGCCGUGCUCGCGGAGAGCGAGGCCGGCGGCUCCGCACGCAGUGUGGAUGGAGGUAUCGCCCGCGAGCUCGCUGAGCUCAAGCGCAAGUACGCUGCCCUCCAGAAGUCCAAGGCCGAGUCCCCCGCCGAGCCUGCCCCUCCGCCCGACCCGCUCGAGCUUGAGGUCCAGCGCUGGGAAGGGAUCGUGGCCCAGUUUGCCAAGUCGGGCUUGGGCGCAGAUGUCCCCAGCCGUGUCAGUGCCGAGCAGUCUCUUGCAGCGGCGCGCAAGGCCCGCAAUGAUGCCAAGCCGCAGCUUGCGCGCCACACCACCCUCGGGCACAAGCUGCAGGACGCGAUCAAGCGCCAGCAGAAGCUCGAGUCAGACGUCAGUGCGCAGGUCAGGGUUGUCGAAGCCGCCGAGGAACAUCUCCAGGAGCUCAAGGCCAAGGUGCUGGCCGCGAAGGACCUGGUUGGUACCCUCCAGGCUGAGCUGCGUGAGUCGUGCCCCAAGGACCUGCGUCCUGAAGGGAGUGAGGCUGUCGCCUUCGUGCUGCCCGACCUCCCUACUACUGUGCUGGAGGCCGAUGCCGAUCUCAAGGCUAUGGUGGAGUCUCCUAUCUUCGACAAGUUCAAAGAGGCCGUGCGGGCUGCCGCCGCUGCCCAGGCCGCCUCUGCUGGCCCAACCUCCGCGGGUCCCGCGGGCACCGACAGUGGUGAAUCGGUCCCCGUCCCAGCGGAUGGUGAUGAAUACAUUGAUGUUGACGAGGAAGGCAUCUCCCAGGUCAUGUCCACCACCAAGUUUUCAGGUGACAAGCGGGAGCUCCAGGAACUGUUCAAGUCCCUCGGCCUCGUCGCCAAGAAGCCGCGGAAGGUGUUGCCGCCGACAUCGACGGCGACACAGUUCAUCGAGACGUUCAAUGGCUCGGGGUGGUCCACGCUGCGAGAGCGGCUCACCAUGACCACCAGUGUUUUCGUAUGCGCCCAGGAGCUUGGCCUCUCCGAGCUCACCGCACCGCAGUCGUUGGCUGCAGUGCGCGCCCUGGGCUGGCGUUUCCUCAUCAGCGAGUCUUACUUCAACGCAAAGACGCAGAGGUGCUCGGCUGGCGUGGGAGUUUUUGUUCGUGAUGGGUUCGGCUUGCGCUGGACCGACCCGACGUGCAAGGCUAUUGUACCACAUCGAGCUAUACAGGUUACCGUUGACCUGCCUGGUUUCUCGUUCAACAUUGUGUGUGCUUACUUCCACGUCAAUGAUGGCGUGCGUGAGAAGAAUUUGUCCUUGCUCAGUGCUAUCGGUGCCAAGAUCGUCGAGCCUCCGCUCACGGUCAUUGCGGCGGAUUGGAACAACUCACCUGCUGCCGUCGAGGCUACGGGGUUCGUGCAGAAGUUGAAGGCCGUCAUCCUGGCGCCCGCCGCGAUCACCUGCCGUACCAGAGCUCGCGUGCAGUCAGUCUGGGAGCCUAUCGUCCAUCGCCGACAGGAGCCCGAUGAUGGCACGUUGGUGGCUAACUGUUGGCAAUGGAUGUGCGGUAUGCUCAGCGAGUUUUUGUCACUCACACGUCGCGAGGACGUCGAUUGGGUCUCGGGCGAGGGCGCUCACCACCUCCUUGCGGUGCGAGUCCCGCACGCUGGUGAGGGCUUGUGCGCCCGCCUCGACCGUUCGCUCGCGUCAGUCCGUCUCCUGCUCACUCAAUGGUCUCCGCAGAUGUCUGGGGACAGCGAGUGGUGGGAUACAGCUGCUGCUCUCGCCGAGGAGCUAGCUGCGGAAUGUGAUGAAGUCCAGGCUGAGCACUCCAAGGCCAGAGACCGUUCCUGGAAGGAGUGGCACAUCUCGGCGCUCAGUGGCUCGGCCAAGCGUAUGCACCGACUCACCCGCAUCAAGAAGCUUUGGGAGCCCACGGUCUCCUCCUCCGUCCCUGGGUCGUUCACGUCUGAGCCGUGUCAGUUAGUGCAGGAGGAGACCGUGAAGCUCGGUGGUUUUUGGCAUGCGGAGGUUGAACCUCCCGAGGCGUGGAUUCCUGACCGCGAGGCUUUGCAGCCCCUCACGCAGUGGUCUUUGGGUCUUGCCACGAUGUCGUUCGACAACUCGAUCGACGGCUUGCUCGAGUCGGUGCUCGCUCGGCUGUUGCGACGACCUCUGCCACUGCGCUCGGUGCUGACCUGGCUCCUGCUCGUCCUCGUGCUGCUCCUGGUGCUACGAUGGACGUUCACCAACUUCAAGAUUUUCUUCGAUGACAACCAGAUCGAGCACGCGAGGCUGGACGCCGCGCUGGCGCGCGCCCGGGGCCGCCAGGCGGAGCACCGGCGCGCCCGGCAGAGGCUUGAGCUCCUGGAGGUCGGCGCGUCCCAGGCCGACCUGCCCACCCGCGCCGCGCUGGAGGCCGCGCUCGCAGCGCUCCGCGACGCGUGGGCGGCGCGCGCCGGGCUCGGCGGCGUGGAGCUGCAGAGGCGGUUCGAGGUCGAGGCCCUCAUUAAGGAGGCGGAGGCUGACGCGGGCUGCGCGGCGACAGCCGAACCCCUGGCCGACCUCAAGGCUGCCUGGGCUCGUCACUGGGCGGAGCUGGGCGACGCAGGAGCUGCGCUGGCAGAGGCCGCAGGCGGCGCGGGGACGGUGCUCGCCGGGGGAAUUGGCACGGACCUGUCGGAGCUGGCGGUGGCCGAGAGAACGGAGACCACGGAGGAUGAGGCGCGGUGGGCCGGCUGCCCCCGCCCGCGCUGCCCACGCUGGCAGACGACGAGCCGCUCCUGGGGUGACGAGCGCGCGCUCGCGCUCGCGCGCGCCUGUUCACCGGCAUAUCGUUCUGGCCCAUCGUGCCUCGCGAAGCCGAGGGACUACCAUGGGUCGGCGGUGGCCUCGGGCAACAGAGCAGCCUCCUGAGCGCCCCGCAGCGUGCUCAGCAUGCGUGGGAGUGCUCUCUGCCGCGCCUGCUGCUGGGCCUGGCGCCGAGGGCGACCUGGAGCCUGCACCGGUGUCUUGAGGUGCGCGGCGCGGAUUCGGCGAGCCGAAC
This is a messenger RNA of Prorocentrum cordatum, 4321 nucleotides long. The record is from the annotation of a GenBank genome assembly. NCBI's taxonomy places the organism in Eukaryota, Dinophyceae, Prorocentrales, Prorocentraceae.